AUGGACCUGAGCUUCGCUGCCAAGCACGCGGAGGCCGAAUGGGAUGAUGACGGGCGAGAAGAACCAAGCGGAACCCCUGUGGCCAGUGCGGCCGGGGCCGGCAACUCGCCGCCAGCACCAAGCAAAACAGCAUUCACAGGUUCGCGGCCGCCUUCCAAGAUCCAUAGCAAUCCGGGAACAAGGUAUUUCGUCAUCAAGAGCAGCAGCCACAAGAACCUUGUCCUCUCCAUCGAGCACAAGGUGUGGGCCACCCCGUCGCGGCAGAACCAAGAGAAGCUGAACGAGGCCUUCCGAACCGCGCCCCACGUGAUCCUCCUCUUCUCUGUCAACGGUUCCGGCUGCUUCCAGGGCUACGCCAAGAUGCUGGGCCCUGUGGGCCAGGUAUCCACCCACGUCUUCGAGGGCUUCGGGCGCAGCUUCGAGGUGCGAUGGCUGCGUUUGGACGACUUGGACUUCUCCGAGGUCACGGAUAUCCUGAACCCUUGGAACGAGAACCGCUCAGUCAAGGUCUCCAGAGAUGGCCAGGAGCUGCCGAACGCCGUUGGUCGCCAGGUCUGCGAGCUCGUCGACCACCGCGUCUUCACGGCCGAGCCAGCAGGCUACAUCGACGAUAGCCAAGAGGUGGAGACAGCUACAUCCCCCGCGCCUGCCUCCGCUGCUCCCACGCCUGUCCAUGCCCCUGCCCCGCCCGCCCCCAGUCCAACUCCACCUCCACACUCCCCACAUGCUCCACACCUUCCCCCGCACCUUGCCCCACACCCGGCCCCACACCCGGCUCCACACCCUGCCCCACACCCCGCCCACCCUGGUCUCCGACACCUUGCAGCACCCAUGCCCCAUCCUUGGGGUCCCGCGCCGCACGCGUGGUGGCCCUGGGGUUUCCAUCAAGCACCACGCGCGCCAGAGCCAUCCAGGUCUUCUUCGAGCGACAGUGGGAGGCGACGGAGGCAUUCCAGGAAGGCAAAAGAGCACAAAGACCACGAAGGAGGCAGUCGGGGCACAGGGCGGAAGAGGAGGAGAAGGGAAGCGCCAGAGGUGCGCAGCCCGACGGGAGAACUUGCAGGACAGCAGCACCAACAGGAGGUGCGGCGUCCCACGGUGCCGCCCAGCAGCUGGGCCGGUGCUGCGCCGCCUACGCACCGGGCCUCCAAGGCUGUUAGCCGCUCGGGUGCGCCGCCUGCAGCCUGGCUUGGGGCCUCCCCGCUUGAGAGCACGGCAUGA
Symbiodinium natans is the source of this 1221-nucleotide messenger RNA. Lineage: Eukaryota; Dinophyceae; Suessiales; Symbiodiniaceae. The record is from the annotation of a GenBank genome assembly.